AUGCGUGUGGCGGCGCCAGCUAUGGUGGCGGCUAUGGUGGCCAGUCCUAUGGAGGAUAUGGUGCCCAAUCCUAUGGCGGAUAUGGUGCCCAGUCCUAUGGGGCCCCGGCUGCUUAUUCCAGCUAUGGAGCCCAGUCUGCCUACCCAGCUAGCUACGGUAGCAGCUAUGGUCAGUCCUACGGUGCACAAUCGUAUGGCGCUCAGCCAUCUUAUGGAUCCUAUGGAGGACAGUCCUCUUAUGGAAGUUAUGGCGCUUCCCAGC
Molecule: messenger RNA, 261 nt
Organism: Cylicostephanus goldi
Lineage: Eukaryota; Metazoa; Nematoda; Chromadorea; Rhabditida; Strongylidae
Source: the annotation of a GenBank genome assembly